Aspergillus aculeatinus CBS 121060 is the source of this 2151-nucleotide messenger RNA. RefSeq names its product putative C6 transcription factor. The transcript is spliced from 4 exons. The coding region runs from base 169 to 2151 and encodes 660 amino acids. Gene Ontology annotation, biological process: regulation of DNA-templated transcription; DNA-templated transcription. Lineage: Eukaryota; Fungi; Ascomycota; Eurotiomycetes; Eurotiales; Aspergillaceae. The record is from RefSeq and is a predicted model, not a curated record. Gene Ontology annotation, molecular function: DNA binding; DNA-binding transcription factor activity, RNA polymerase II-specific; zinc ion binding.
GCUGGUUUUCAGCUCUAGGUUCUAAGAGGAUUUCUCCCUUCGUUUGUGCCCCUCAAUUAACGGGCAAAGUUAGUGGAUCGCUUGUAGAUCGAUCCUCUUCGCCAAACUGUCUAUCCUUGCUGGCUGCAUAAUGCCGGAGUAUCCCCGAUCCAUCGGCAGUCGAACACCAUGAAGCGCUCUUCACAUGAAGCCAAUCUGGACGAAAGUCCACCCCAGCAUAGCCGACGGCCGUCUCUUAUCCCUGAUGGUCGACCCUCGGCCCCAAGGAUCUCCAAAGCUCGCGCGUGCGCGGAGUGCAAGCGACACAAGAUACGUUGUGAGUUCAAAGCAGGAGAAACAAGCUGCACAAAGUGCACACGUAGUGGCAUAAAAUGCACGGUGAACGACUUCUCCCAGAAGUUUGUUGACGAUGAUGUGAUGUGGAAGUCGCAAGCUGCAGCCACAAUCCGACAGCUGCAGGCGGCUGUCUCACAUCUUUUGCGCCAGGGAGGGUUUUCAGAGCUUUCAUCGUUUGCUGGCGGCGACAACCAAAGUGGCACCAGCCCUGCCGAGUCUCAGUCUGACCUGCAACCUUCAUAUGAUGGGUCGCCCGCGACCAAACAAUCGGCGGAGCCGGGACUGAUAAUGGAUGUUACACGCGAGCCUUCUCAGGAACCGGAUCUUCAAGAUCGCGAAUUAGUGCCAGCGCCCAUGCGGAGUCUAUACGAAGUCACCAAGCUGCGCAACCUGCGGAAUAAUCCCAUCGAGCAACCCAAAGUGACACUCCUGGAGGAGGACUUCAUCUCGCGCGGGUUGAUCUCACUUCACGAGGCCGAAGAGCUCUUUGCCUACUUCAGCAGGACGAUGAACCAGCUGCUCUGGGGUGGAAUUAUCCUGGUUCAUCGUGAUCUGACUUCUGUCCGUCGAGCUUCUUCGCUUCUCUGCACUGCCGUCCUGACAGUUGCAGCACUUCAUAUCCCGAACCGUACGGAUACGCUGAACCGAUGCUACAACGAGUAUGUAUCACUUGUGUCCAGCAUGUCUCUGACACGGUCUCACACCCUGGAUGAUAUUCGCGCGCUCUGUAUUGGGGCGUUCUGGCUGUCGGAGCUGAGCUGGAAGCUGUCAGGCCAUGCCGUUCGCAUUGCCACCGAACUAGGUCUUCACCAGAGCUACCAUAAGAUGAUGCGCGGUCACAACGACCAGUACGAGCGUGCUCAGCUCUGGUACCUGAUGUAUGUGUGCGAUCACCACUUCAGUAUCGCGUACGGACGACCACCCGUGAUCCACGAAGAUGCCGCUAUCAGAAACUACGAGACAUUUCUGCAAUCGCCGUUGGUCGUACCAGGAGACAUCCGGCUCAUGGCACAGGUGGCUCUGUUCAUGAUCCUCACGGAAGCUUACCGGACUUUUGGAAGUGAUACCGAGCAACCAUUCACCGAGGAAGAUUUUGGUCAAUUACGAGUCUUCAAUGUGGCCAUCGACCAAUGGCGGCUGCUGUGGCAGCCACGAUCCGGCGAUAGCCCGUAUGUGCGGACCUACCCAUCUAAAGGGGUAGUGCUUCACUACCACUUCGCCAAAUUUCAGCUGAACUCACUUUCCCUGCGGGCUCUGUCCCCGUCCAACACCCCCGUCUUCUCGAUGGACCGCAAAGAGUCGGCCAACACGGCCAUCGCAUCCGCCAUGGCGUGCUUAAAUAUGGUGCUAGAAGAACCCGACAUCCGCGACGCAAUCGUGGGAGUCCCGAUCUUCACCCAUACGAUGAUCACGUUCUCCGCCGUGUUUCUACUCAAAGUUGCCAUCAACUGGAAUUCGGCCUACCUCAGCCUCGACGGCCGCCAGGUCCGACGUCUAGUGGAGCGGGUGAUCGAGUUGCUGAACUGUGUCUCCGCGGGCGAGAGACAUCUGACGAGGCAUAUCGCCCGUGGGCUCGGAAAGAUGCUGGAGCGGUUCGACUCGUGGGACUCGUGGCACACGAAUGGCACGGCUGUGGCUGACUCCGCGGCCGCCGAUGCGAAAGGGAGCAGCGACGUCCCCGGGGGCGCCAACGCCAUGGCCCAAGGGUUCCCGCCGCCGGAUCUGAUAUACGAUAUGGUGGGCACGUAUGGGUUUGGGUUGGAUGAGAACUUACUGGAUCCCAGUAUGGCGAGUUUUGAAUUUCUGGCUCAAUAG